This is a messenger RNA of Meira miltonrushii, 961 nucleotides long. RefSeq lists its product as uncharacterized. Gene Ontology annotation, molecular function: protein phosphatase inhibitor activity. Bases 4 to 891 code for a protein of 295 amino acids. The record is from RefSeq and is a predicted model, not a curated record. Lineage: Eukaryota; Fungi; Basidiomycota; Exobasidiomycetes; Exobasidiales; Brachybasidiaceae. The transcript has 3 exons. Gene Ontology annotation, biological process: regulation of signal transduction.
AACAUGUCAAGCCCUCGCCAUUCACCACCGCCAUCAGCUGCAGCGCCAAAACCUCGUGGUAUCCUGAAAAAUGCCAGCAAUGGAAUCGCACAUUCGGAUGGGAAUGAAGUUGAAUCACCUCCGCUAAUCAACGCUCAAACUCAGAACAUCGAAAAUGCUAACCAUCUAGCGUGGGAUGAAAGCAAUUUAACCUUACAUGAAAUUCAACGGGAACAACAAGACCCUCGUAUGAAGAUCGAUGAGCCAAAAACUCCAUUCGUUCGUAGUGCCAGCUUGGGGCCAAUGGAUGACGACACAAACUUUGACCUCGAUAACAACCAACAGGCCGCAAGCAACUACUUUCCUACCAACAAUACUGCCGAACCUUCUUCAUCUUCUCUACCGCACAACCCCGUCCGUCGGUCAUCAGCAGCUGAAGUUUUGGCAGCCAAUACCAAAGCUAACGCAGGCAACACUGUCGGCAGACAAUCGAAUCCGUCCGCUGCCGUUGGAUUAGACAGUGCGGAUAUGCUCAAAAGUCGUGAUAGCACGCCUGCUUCUUCAAGAAGAGGAACGGAUAGCCGUAGUCCGAGUUUCACUUUGCCAAACAGUAGAAGAAGUUCUGCUGCUGGCGAACGUUCCCGUGAAGGUGUUCGACAGGAAAUGCGUGACCGUAAUCCUGAUGCGAUGGAUGUAGAAGACGGUGCAUUUGAAGAAGAGGAGGACAAAAGUGAAGAAGCAAAAGCUAAACAGGAUGCUUUUGCACGCAAGCGGAAUGCUCAUUAUGGUAACGAAGCUGAAGCCAUGAAGAUUGCAGCAGCUUUGGCGGCCAAAGAUGAUGAUCUAGAUGCAGAUGAUGACGAUGAAGACGGUCACUCUUCACAACCUCCCAUGCCAAACGGUCGCACAUGAUCUGUUCCGCUUCUUUCAGUCUGUAUCAAUGCUAUUGUAAUAAAAUGUACACGAUUGAAGGUUACCAUUC